This is a messenger RNA of Penicillium verhagenii, 1557 nucleotides long. RefSeq names its product phosphoglycerate mutase, 2,3-bisphosphoglycerate-independent. Bases 1 to 1557 code for a protein of 518 amino acids. Gene Ontology annotation, cellular component: cytoplasm. Lineage: Eukaryota; Fungi; Ascomycota; Eurotiomycetes; Eurotiales; Aspergillaceae. The record is from RefSeq and is a predicted model, not a curated record. Gene Ontology annotation, molecular function: manganese ion binding. Gene Ontology annotation, biological process: glucose catabolic process. The transcript is spliced from 4 exons.
AUGGCCGACCAGAAAGUCGCUUUAAUUGUUAUUGAUGGCUGGGGUGUCUCUAACCCCAAGUCGCUCCCCAAUAGCGAUGCCAUCGCCGCUGCCGACACUCCGUUUAUGUCCGGCUUCGCUGAGGCCAAUUCCAAGACCGCCCAGGGUUUCACCGAGCUCGAGGCCUCCUCCCUCGCAGUCGGCUUACCUGAAGGCCUAAUGGGCAACAGUGAGGUCGGCCACUUGAACAUUGGUGCCGGUCGUGUUGUCUGGCAGGACAGUGUUCGUAUUGACCAGACCCUGAAGAAUGGCGAGUUGAACAAGGUGGACAGUGUUGUCAAGGCCUUCACUCGUGCCAAGGAGGGCAAUGGUCGUUUGCACCUCUGCGGUCUGGUUUCGGACGGUGGUGUCCACUCCAACAUCACUCACUUGUUCGCUCUGCUUGAGGUCGCCAAAGAAUUCCAGAUUCCUCAGGUUUACAUCCACUUCUUUGCUGAUGGUCGUGAUACCGACCCCAAGAGCGCUACCAUUUACCUGGAGCAGCUCCUGGCCAAGACAAAGGAGCUUGGCGUCGGUACCAUUGCCACCGUCGUUGGCCGUUACUACAUUAUGGACCGCGACAAGCGCUGGGAGCGUGUCGAGGUCGGCCUGAAGGGUCUGGUCACCGGCGAAGGCGAAGACAGCGAGGACCCUCUUCAGACCAUCAAGGAACGUUAUGAGAAGAGCGAGAACGAUGAGUUCCUGAAGCCCAUCAUUGUUGGCGGCAAGGAACGCCGUAUCCAGGAUGAUGACACUGUCUUCUUCUUCAACUACCGCUCGGAUCGUGUCCGUGAGAUUACCCAGUUGCUGGGUGACUUCGACCGCUCCCCACGUCCCGAUUUUCCCUACCCCAAGAACAUUUCUCUCACCACCAUGACCCAGUACAAGACCGAUUACACUUUCCCCGUUGCUUUCCCCCCUCAGCACAUGGGCAAUGUUCUAUCCGAGUGGAUGGGCAAGAAGAACCUUCAGCAGUGCCACAUCGCCGAGACUGAGAAGUAUGCACACGUUACUUUCUUUUUCAACGGUGGUGUUGAGAAGCAGUUCCCCGGUGAAGUUCGUGACAUGAUUCCCUCGCCCAAGGUGGCCACUUAUGAUCUUGAUCCCAAGAUGAGCGCCGCCGCUGUCGGUACCAAGAUGGCGGAGCGCAUUGGUGAGAACAAGUUUGACCUCGUUAUGAACAACUUCGCCCCGCCUGACAUGGUCGGCCACACUGGUGUGUACGAAGCUGCCAUUCAAGCCGUUGCUGCCACCGACAAGGCCAUUGGUGAGAUCUACGAGGCUUGCAAGAAGAACAACUACAUCCUCUUUAUUACUGCUGAUCACGGUAAUGCCGAGGAGAUGCUUAACGAGAAGGGUACUCCCAAGACCUCCCACACCCUUAACAAGGUUCCCUUCGUCAUGGCCAAUGCCCCAGCUGGCUGGAGCCUCGAAAAGGAGGGCGGUGUUUUGGGUGACGUCGCGCCCACCGUGCUUGCUGCCAUGGGCGUCGAGCAACCCGCCGAGAUGACGGGUAAGAACCUGCUGGUCAAGGCAUAG